AUGAGACGACUCAAACUAUUUCGCCGUUUCCAUCGCCAGAAAGAGGCAUCCUGCUCUCCCCAACCUAGCUCCCCGAGAUCGAGCGAGUCGUCGGAGGUCUUUCCGCUAGUCGGUGGAAGCUCUGCCAAACACUAUGACACCGGCACCCCGUUCCACUCGGAAAUAGAGGCCCGUGAGGUAGAGGUCUGCCCCGGGCCACCCAAAGACUACAUGUCGCCAGUCAGCCGAGUGGAACACGAUGUUGGGAUGGAUCUUGCACUCCAACCACCACCUCCCUAUCAACAGUCUGAGCAGUUUCAGGUUCCGCUCCUCACUUCCGCGGCAGGGACUCAGAAGCCAACUCCUGCCCGAGUCAAGCCGCGUGCGUCGUUGGAGCAAGCUGAAUGUACCACUGUCCCGGCUCCAACCCUGUCUCCAGCCCCCAAUGAACAGGUUUUGGGCGUUGAUACAUCGACCAACCUGAGCCCUUCCCGCCCCCAGAAGUGCGAUGAUUGCGAGCAGGAACGCUCCGUUAUUUGGUUUUGCCGGGCUUGCAAUCUCGCCUUCUGUGACGAAUGUUGGGGUAGGCAGCUACCACACAAGAAGAACAAACCCGGAGAUGUCGCGCAUGAAAAGACCAAUACAGAGAUUGCGGAGAAGGUCAAGAACGUCCUGACACCUCCAGCGGAUGAGAUUACACGCGAGCAGCUUCACCAUGAGGAUGAGAUGACGGCUUGGUUCGGCCCAUCAGGGAUCGAGAGACGGGAUCGCGGCAAAGCCAGCCACCUUAAACACUCGUCCCCCAUUAUUGGCCGUGGAGGUAGCCACCACCCAACAUCAGAGGAUGUGCAUCUAUACCUCGAUCCUCGCACCGCUCAAACCGGUCACCCAAUCAUGAUGGUUGAUUGUGAAGGCUUGGACGGUGGCGAACUCGAUCCUGCUGGUGCGAAAUUCAGGUUCAAGAGGAGAGAAGGGGAAAAGAAGAAGGCGAUGGAAGACGAUGGUUACUUCAAGGCCUUGGGGAUCAGCUCUGAGUACAAACUCCAGUGGUCAGUCGGAGAUACAGGGAAGACCCGAGGCUUCGCGGUCACCCACCUCUACCCACGACUGAUCUACGCAUUUUCGGAUGUCAUCGUCUUCGUCCUGCACAACGCACGCCUCUACUACCUUCAUGUCAUUAUCGUGCUGAACAAACAUGAGGACUUUGAGUCGGCAGACACAACUGCCAUACUUGAAGACAUCUCGAGCAUUAUCGAGAAGAAUAAAACACUUUCCAAAUGGGCUGCCCAUUGGAGAGAGCGAGGCAAGGCGAUAGAGAAGCUCUCUCACCUUGUCCACUGUUACUACAGUUCCGUUGAGAUCAUGCGAGUUCCUGGCAAAGACAGACCUCAGCUCGUCCACGACAGAGUCAAGAAUCUGCAGUCGUCAAUCAAGAAAAGCUGCACUGCCGCUCAAACCGCGAGAAGUCGCGCCGGUCUGCUUCUCGAGGUCGAGGGUUUGCAGACAUACAUGCACGAAGCCUUUUCGAUCUUCUCCGCGGAACUAGACUCCCCAUUCGACUUCAUCAAGACAUCCCAUUUGAUGUCACGUCUCUCCACAGAUUUCAGCAACAGCCUCCUCCGGCUUUUACGGGACGUUGUGAAUUUGUGGAAGGACAAAAUGGAAGUCUCUGUGUUCCAGUUGUUAUUUGAAAUAAAUUGGCUUGUUGCCUCCUGCAUCAACCUUGACGCAACCCGGCAGGGUAUUCAGGGCACCUCGGCCGAUAUUAUGCUGAGAUAUGUCACACAGCUGGACGAGGUUCUCGAAACUUUCUGCAACCAACUGUGGCCAUGCGAGACCUGGGACCUGAUUUCGAAGCCAUCCACCCGCUGCAUCAACACACGCUUCGGGCAUACAAAAGGCCAUCAGUCUAAGAACGGAAAGGUUUUUUUGGCGGGUAGUUACAAAUCUAGCGUACACUUCGACGCGUACCGCCAAAAGUUCUUAGCCAGCAUCUACUGGAACUUGGAUCAUAUAUCAACCACCGUCGGUUCGCGAGAUGUCACGAGACUACACGCGGCGGCUCAAGUCCAUCAAGGAAUCAUCCAAUCGUUUUUCCGACAGGCUGAUCCCCCCCACGAGCGGCCGCGAGGAGCAAGUCGCCUCACAAGUCGCAGCUCUUGCUUCUGCUGUUUUGUCGAGCCAGGGGAACAUCCCAUGCCUUGUGAACACGUACUCUGCACCCCAUGUGUCAUGCUGUAUGGAAAGCACAGCCAAAUGACGCGAAUGGAACCCGAGUUGUCGUCCUGCCCCAUUGGGUGCAGAUGGUCAAAGGACGCCGCGCCCCAGGUUGUCCGGCUCAAGCCCAAGUCCGCUGGGGUCCGGGUAUUAUCACUGGAUGGAGGCGGAAUCCGGGGGUUAGUGGAACUCGAAACUCUUCGGCAGAUUGAGAUUGCUCUGGGCGGGAACCUUCCAAUCCAAGCGUUCUUCGACCUCAUGGUCGGGACAAGCACCGGAGGUAUUGUAGCGCUCGGUCUCGGCGCCAUGGGAUGGUCAGUGAAUACCUGCAUUGACCGAUUUCGGGAGCUCUGUACCGAGGCUUUCACCAGAAGAAGGGGUGGCAUCUUGGUUGAGAGUUUCUACCACUCAAAAUAUCAAACCACCACCCUCGAGUCUGCCUUACAGAAGGCAUUUUCGGAUCACAGACUUCUUUUCGGUGGCGGUUGCCAACCCAACUCUUCAAUACCAGCAGUCAAGGUCGCCGUGACCUCUUUCUCACUUGUCGAGAACAAGACGGCUGUAUUGUCGAACUACAACCGGCCAUGUACGGUUAGGACGACAGCCGCGGAGGAGCUGAAAAUCUGGGAGGCGGCGAGAGCAACAUCGGCGGCCCCCCAAUACUUCCAGAAGUUCCUCCACGGUCCCUCGCGAAAGACGUAUCUCGACGGCGCAAUGCUUCACAACAACCCUGUCGAAAUCGCAGAACAAGAGAGGACCGCACUCUGGCCUGACGUGCCCUACCCCGACGUCAUGCUUUCUCUGGGCACCGGUCACUCACUAGUUGAUCAGAGCUUUCCUAGUCGCAUGAGGCUAAUGAGGUCGAAGACAGGUAUCGUGACAUAUAUGCAGAAUCUCAUCGCCCUCCUCAGGAUGAACAUGGAAACGACGCUCAACUGCGACGAAGCUUGGCUUAAGUAUGAACACUUGGUACGGGCCAUUGCAGGGCGCUUUGAUGCCGCGAUACCUAUGUUUCGCAUCACCCCUACACUACAGGGUCAACUCCCCGCCCUUGACGAAACCGCCAAAGUCAAAGACCUCAACGAACAAGCUUCCAGGGCCUUGCAAGGCGAUUGUACCAUCACCAAAAUUGCGGCCCAACUUGUAGCAUCCUCGUUUUACUUUGAGCUUGAAUCGAUCGUGGACGGGUACGGGGAAAGGUUCAAGGCUACAGCGUCCCUGGGGAGGCACCUCCGCGAUCAAACGAGAGUGGUGAGCCAGCGCCCACUUCGCGUCCACGUCAGCAUUCGGGAUAAUCAGGGAAUCAGAGCGGAGGUUGCGGCUGUUGACCUGUCAAACAUGGUGAGAAGCAUGGUUCAAAACGAACCCUACUCCGAGCGCCUAUCUUUCGACCUCAAGCACAAAGCCGCACCCAUCGAAAUACGACUGCAGUUCGGAGAUGCGGCCUCCUCCAGUUGCCUCAUCAGCGGAUUUCCCCGGUCUCUGGUGCCCAACUCGUGGUCACGGGAAAGACCAAUUUCGCGACUAGCCGGUUUGGAUACCAACUCCUCCGUCGGCCCCCUUCGAGACGACAGAGUUUUGGACUGGAAACCUCCGGAGCGACAGGAUGGCAUGAAUGCCGUGGAUAUUCAGCGCUACAUAGAUCCAUCGCGAAAGCUGGGGUAUAACGUCGACGACCCAAAGAGACAAGAUUCUCGACUCAGAUCACAUCUACUUUCACGCAUCCUGCCUCAAAGCUCUGAGAACGAUGCCUCCCAUUUGGCAAAGAGCCGCAUGAACCCAAUACGAGCGGCACAUGUACGACAACGGGCUCUCGAGCUUGGACUCGAUCCGACAGAUUUGACUGACGUAAAUUGGUCUCGCUUCUUCCUGGCACUGAGCCAGGGAGACAAAGCACUCGGCAAACUCAUUCUGAUGAGUGUUAAGGCUGAUAUUAACCUUCAGGAUCGACGCGGCAGAACUCUGCUGCACAUUGCAGCGCUGAUUGGAGACGAGGAUGCGGUUCAUCUCUUGCAGCAGCACGGGGCGAGGAGUACCAGAGACCGCCACAGUUGGCUGCCUAUCGAUAUUGCAAGAAGGGAAGGCUUUCCACAGCUCUUCCACCUGCUGUCAUUAACCUCCCUCUCCCCUAAUGACCGUCAGCCUCUUCCUCUAUCAUAUUAUCCCGAGCCCACCGAAUGGGCUGGUUCUACCAACCCAAGCGCAGUCACCAUCAGCGACAAUGGUUUGGUCGCUUUCUUUGCCGACAAAGAUGCCUCUGGCCCGGCUGAGCGUCUGACUGGUGCGCGACGGAGCGUCAUCUCAAACCACCCUAUCCCACCCGAUAUGUAUGAGUACUACUUUGAGGUGGAAAUCCUGGGAGCAUGUCGGGACGGAAGAGUGACGGCUAUCGGGGUGACCAGGUUCGAGUCCAUGUCACGGUUCGGGUUCCAGACCCUCCCAGGAUGGGACUCGAACUGGGGCUAUCAUGAAAGAUGCCUUGCUGACGAUAAGGGCCAUCGCUCUUUCUCAGGAGUUGCUUGUAAGGGCGUCAAAGGCCAGCUGUAUCCUACCGUCGGGUUUUGCUGUCUUGGGAAAGUCAGAGCCAAGUUCAACGUCACGCCACCGGCGAGGGAAGAACCUCAAGAAGUGAGCGUCAGGCACCAGGAAGAGUUAGAAGCGUUGGAUUGGAUACCGUCGCUUGGGCGUGGGCGAGAAGACUUGUGA
Molecule: messenger RNA, 4902 nt
Organism: Chaetomium globosum CBS 148.51
Lineage: Eukaryota; Fungi; Ascomycota; Sordariomycetes; Sordariales; Chaetomiaceae
Exons: 13
Coding region: 1-4902 (1633 amino acids)
Biological process (GO): arachidonate metabolic process
Cellular component (GO): membrane
Molecular function (GO): protein binding
Source: RefSeq, a predicted model, not a curated record